Messenger RNA from Ochlerotatus camptorhynchus, 363 nucleotides. RefSeq names its product cuticle protein 19-like. The record is from RefSeq and is a predicted model, not a curated record. The transcript has 2 exons. Gene Ontology annotation, cellular component: extracellular matrix. Bases 1 to 363 code for a protein of 120 amino acids. NCBI's taxonomy places the organism in Eukaryota, Metazoa, Arthropoda, Insecta, Diptera, Culicidae.
AUGUUCAAGAUCAUCGCUCUGGUUGCCUGUCUGGCGGUCGUCGUAUCAGCCUAUGAACACGAGGAUUACCAUUCCCAUCCCAAGUACAAGUUCGAAUACGGUGUAAAGGAUGCCCAUACCGGAGAUAACAAGGAACAGUGGGAGCACCGUGAUGGCGAUGCCGUACAAGGAUCGUACUCUCUGCACGAAGCCGACGGCACCCACCGGGUGGUGAACUACAAAUCAGACAAACACGUCGGUUUCCAGGCCCACGUACAGCGAGCUGGACAUGCCCAGCAUCCGGCUGUGUACGGUGAACAUCACGAUGGACAUGCACAUGGACAUGGCGGCGAAAGCUACGCCAACAUUGAUCAGCAUCACUAA